AUGACAUCUACUUCUAAAUAAUUAGUAUUUCCUCCAAUUGGAAAGCAUAUUGAAGAUCUAUAGAAUCAGCUAAAAGAGUCAGUUCAAUAAUAUAAAUCAGAUAGAUACAACGAAUACAAAGAAACUAAGAAUAAGAGAUUGAAAGAAAUAAAUGAGCAAAAUAAAUACAAGAUCUUUAAUAGGAAAAGUAGAAUUAUAUCAUUAAUUUAAUCAGUUUUCAAUUCUUAGAGUAAACAAUAUGGUGGAAUAUUUGAGAAGGAGAGGGACAUUUAUUUAUGCAAAGAACCCUUAUUGAAUGAUUAUCUGAAAUAUCACAUUAUAGAGCCAUAAAGAAAUUUAGAGAAAGGCCUUAUUGAGAGUAGAUUAUCAUAAUUAAAUUAGUUAAAACGGGCACAAAAGAAUUUUGUGAUGGCAGUUGUUUUGGGGAAGUUCCAUUAUAAAAAUUAGGGGAAAAGGAAAGAAAAUUAAGGGAACAUUGGUUAAAGGAGAGGGAAAGAUAAGCAAAGCUCAAGUUUAAGGCAUUAAUCGAUUCGCAAACAGGAGUUUAAAAAAAAAUAAAUCAAUCAAAAAGAUUAAAAGAAUUAAAAGUCUUUAUUCCAAAUAAAUUCUCUCUCGAUCUAUUUGAUGAACACCCAUCACAAAUAUUAGCAUUAACGUAAUUGAUAGAAUAAAAGUAUUAGUCAAUUACAUUAACAUUCAAAAACUAUGAAAUGGAAACCAAAUAAGUUUUAUGGAGAAGUAUUUGAUAAUAGCUUCUGCAAAUUAUCUGAUGAAGACAAACCUAUACUAAAAGAUAUUGAAAAAGGAGAUUAGUAAGAAUGA
Molecule: messenger RNA, 822 nt
Organism: Paramecium octaurelia
Lineage: Eukaryota; Ciliophora; Oligohymenophorea; Peniculida; Parameciidae
Source: the annotation of a GenBank genome assembly